GGCAAUUGAAUUUCUGAUUAUCCAAGAUGGAGGAAGAUGAUUGAUCCUCGUCGUCGUCCAUCUUUUUUAGGACAAGGGAAAAGGUGGGUACUUUACAAACUUGUAGAAAAGUCUACGAUGACUCCAGGCAUUUGUCUGAAAAAAACCUGUGGAAUUCAAGAGCUACCUUUAGAUGACGAGUCUGAGACUGCAAAGAACUCCUUGUUGCUUUUGUUCAUAUCUAAAACGUUUACUGAAGUUGCUUUUUAGUGUUGAGAGAGAGGCUAUAUAACAACAGUUCGUUAUUGCGUGUCUUUCAAGGAGUUUGGAAGAACUUGAUAUUUCAAAGGUUAGUACACUGUAGUUUGUGAAGAGAGUCAUUUCUGUGACGAGAACUGUCUGCCUGCUUUCACAGUUUAUCUGACAGUUUCCAUGAUUGUGUCAAUUUGCGUCUGAGAAUAUAUUAUUAUGUGUCUUUGUUUUUGUUGCUCAAUCCAUGUCUCACCUAUGUUAGGUUUUUUAUUCUCCUCGAUAUUCUCUCGCCGUUUACCUAGUAUCUUAACCUUGCUUUAGCCCAUAAAUAGAACAAGUAAAAUAUUUGUCUACUACGACAGUAAAUAUACAGAAGGCAAAGUUGCCACCGAAUGAAUAUGGUGUGAAAGCAGUACGUCUAGGGAAGUAAGUUUUUUCUCAGUGCAUGCUCCUGACUGGUGAGGAAUCAACAGUUCCGUUGCUUGUAUUCAUUUUCAUUUAUCUUGAAAGACAAGAAGCACUCAAUUCUACCAUAUUUAUACUGACUCGGAGAAAAUGAGAGAGUCGAACUAUUUCAUUGAGCUUAUAUUUAUAGUAGAACUACACAUAUGAAGCACAAAAGUCACGUGUUGAAUGUGAACUGAAAAGUGGGUUGGCAGUGUCUAGUUGUUAAUUAGCCUUACAUCUUUAUAAAACUGGUUAGCAUGAA
This is a messenger RNA of Galdieria sulphuraria, 940 nucleotides long. RefSeq lists its product as hypothetical. NCBI's taxonomy places the organism in Eukaryota, Rhodophyta, Bangiophyceae, Galdieriales, Galdieriaceae. Bases 37 to 249 code for a protein of 70 amino acids. The transcript has 2 exons. The record is from RefSeq and is a predicted model, not a curated record.